AUGAUUCGCCAAGACGCUCAUCGCAUCGAUCCAAAGCGUCGUGCUACAAUUGACCAUAAGAAACGACAGUUCGCAACUCCCACCUAUAAGCAGCAGGAGUAUCCACAUCGUCUGAAUUUGUAUGAGACGCCGCCUACUGCAGAAAUCACACUGGAACAAUUCGAGCAGUGGGCCAUUGACCGUCUCCGAGUCCUGGCUGAGAUCGAGGCUUGCUCAUAUCGCAAUAAGAACGCCAAAGAGACAGAGGAUCAUAUUAUCCCCCUCCUGCAGAAAUACUUGCCUCUUUCCUCCAACACAUCAGGAGGCUCUAACGGUGCCGCGGAUCCACGACUGAAACAUGAACGUCAAAAAGAUCACUACUCCCAUUUUAUUCUUCGCUUGGCCUUCUCCGCCACGGAAGACUUGCGGCGGCGAUUUGCCCGUGCAGAAACGAUGCUCUUCCGAUUCCGCUUCCAAAAAGAUGAUUCAAGGGAAAGACGCGCUUUCAUUGAAAGCCUGAGUUUAGACUGGGAGCGUGUAAGUGAUGAAGAGCGUGAUGAGGUGGCCGAGCAUUUGAUCAGCUCAACCCCGGGGUUGCGUCGCGUGGAUGACGAGACCUGGUAUAAGGUUGACUGGGAAAAGGUGCCCGAGCUAGUCGAACGUCGUUCGGUGUAUCUCAGACGUGGCCAGGCAUAUGUCCCUGGGAAAGAGCAGUUAAGUAUGAUCAUGGCUGAGUUUACGGCUCGCCUGGAACGCUCGCUCGAGCUCACGAGCCGAGCUCUUCCUCGUUUGGACGAGGAUGACCGUUUGACCCCUAUCUUGAACCACCUCUCAAAGAACUUUGGCAGCGCGGAGUCGGUCUACUCGGAAAGCGAAGGUCACGUCGACGGGACAACGAUCUCCGCCGCGUCCAUCGACCAACUUUCGCAAUACUUCCCCCUCUGCAUGCGCAAUCUACACAUGAACCUGCGAAAGAACAACCACUUGAAGCAUUUCGGACGCCUACAGUAUACCCUGUUUCUGAAAGGUAUUGGUCUUUCUCUAGAGGAAUGUAUCCUCUUCUGGCGGCAGUCAUUCAAGGGAAAGACUGACGAUGAGUUCAACUCUCAAUACAAGUACAACAUCCGUCACGCUUAUGGAGAGGUCGGUGGUGAUGUCAACCGCCGUGGUCGAGGCUACCCUCCAUACUCCUGCCAAAAAAUCCUCAGCGACAAUAAUGUAGGUGUUGGACAAAGCCACGGAUGCCCAUACCGCCACUAUUCCGUCGAUAACCUGGUUGGGCUUCUCCAAGCCACCGGGGUGCACGACAAGGAAACCCUGCGCGGAGUCCGCGACGAUGUGGGCAAACAACGGUAUCACAUUGCUUGCAAUCGGGUCUUCGAGUGGUCCCACAAAGCUGAGAUCAAAAAGGUCAAGGAGGACGGAACCUGGACCGCAGCUGAUUUGGACACCAUUGUGCAUCCCAAUACCUAUUUCAAGCGCGGCUACUUGCUUAAACAGCUCGCCAAAGCUCCGCCUCGUGGUGAAUAA
Molecule: messenger RNA, 1509 nt
Organism: Penicillium chermesinum
Lineage: Eukaryota; Fungi; Ascomycota; Eurotiomycetes; Eurotiales; Aspergillaceae
Product: DNA primase subunit PRI2
Exons: 3
Coding region: 1-1509 (502 amino acids)
Biological process (GO): DNA replication, synthesis of primer
Cellular component (GO): alpha DNA polymerase:primase complex
Source: RefSeq, a predicted model, not a curated record